Rhododendron vialii is the source of this 3017-nucleotide messenger RNA. Its product is annotated as probable cadmium/zinc-transporting ATPase HMA1, chloroplastic. Gene Ontology annotation, molecular function: ATPase-coupled monoatomic cation transmembrane transporter activity; ATP binding; ATP hydrolysis activity. Bases 285 to 2762 code for a protein of 825 amino acids. Lineage: Eukaryota; Viridiplantae; Streptophyta; Magnoliopsida; Ericales; Ericaceae. The transcript is spliced from 13 exons. Gene Ontology annotation, cellular component: membrane. Gene Ontology annotation, biological process: monoatomic cation transport. The record is from RefSeq and is a predicted model, not a curated record.
UAAAAUGAGCACAUGGUGUUGUGACAAUGGUGUCACCGUUGCUGCAAGUCCACAACCAGUAUCGACCCCACUCCACUCCCAAGUAAAAACGCUUUUUAGUUCGGCUUGUUUCGAACCAGCCCUCCCUCAUUCCCCAUUCCCAAUCGAUCGACGGCGAGCGAGAGAGAGAGAGAGAGAGAGAGAGCAAACCAUCAGCUGAAGCUGCCUUUGCCACUCCCCUUCAGAACCCUGUCCAUCAUGAACCAAACCAACUCUACGUAAACCCUCACCGACAAAACAAUACCAUGGAAACUCUCCGUUUCCACGUCGGAAUCACUCCUUUCCCAUCACACAACCUCACAAGAAUUCCCAGAAUUACCAAACCCUCCAAUUACUCACUCAAACUCAACCCAUUUCGCACCCAAGCCCUCUUCCUCCCUCCAAUUCUCUCUCCUCCCCGCUCUCUCUCUCCUCCCCAACGCCACUCCCACUCCCUCCCCAACGCCACCCAUCCCCACCACCACGAUCACCAUGAUCAUCAACACGAAGAUCACAACCACCACCACCACCACCAUAAUCGCGGCUGCGAGAACACGAAGCUGACUAGGGCUCAGGAAUCGUUCCUUCGGUUCGCGAAAGCAAUUAGGUGGACCGAUUUGGCGGACUUCUUGCGGGAGCAUUUGGUGCUGUGCUGCUGUUCGGCGGCUUUGUUUGUUUGUGCGGCGGCUUGUCCCUAUGUGCUUCCGAAGCCGGCUGCGAAGCCUCUGCAGCAUAUUUGCAUUCUCAUUGCUUUCCCUCUAGUUGGGGUGUCUGCUUCGCUUGAUUCGCUCAUCGAUAUUACGGGUGGGAAAAUAAACAUUCAUGUACUAAUGGCUCUUGCAGCCUUUGCAUCUGCGUUUAUGGGAAACCCAUUGGAAGGAGGCUUGCUUCUUGCAAUGUUUAAUCUUGCCCAUAUCGCUGAAGAGUAUUUCACCAGCCGUUCAAAGAUUGAUGUGAAAGAGCUGAAGGAAAAUCAUCCAGAUUUUGCUCUUGUGCUGGAAGUACGCAAUGGGAAGUCGCCUAAUUUCUCUGACUUGUCAUACACAGAAGUCCCUGUAAACAACUUAGAAGUCGGCUCGUAUAUAUUGGUCAAAGCUGGUGAGUCAGUACCUGUGGAUUGUGAAGUUUUCCUUGGUAGAUCAACAAUUACCAUCGAGCACUUGACUGGAGAAGUCAAACCAGUGGAGAGGAAAGUUGGAGAUACUAUUCCUGGCGGUGCAAGGAACCUGGAUGGCAUGAUGAUAGUAAAGGCAAAAAAUACAUGGAAAGAAUCGAUGUUGAGCAGGAUUGUGCAAUUGACUGAAGAAGCGCAGCUAAGUAAACCAAAGCUUCAGAGGUGGCUGGACAAGUUUGGUGAUCUCUACAGUAAAGUGGUUGUGGUUCUAUCAGUUGGUGUUGCCCUACUUGGGCCACUGCUUUUCAAGUGGCCACUAUUUAGUACGGCAGUUUGCAGAGGAUCAGUUUAUAGAGCUUUGGGACUCAUGGUGGCAGCAUCACCAUGUGCGUUAGCUGUAGCUCCUCUGGCGUAUGCUACUGCAAUUAGCGCCUGUGCAAGAAAGGGAAUUUUCCUUAAAGGUGGGCAUGUUCUAGAUGCGCUAGCUUCUUGCCACACAAUUGCAUUUGAUAAAACUGGCACAUUGACAACUGGGGAAUUUAUGUGCAAAGCUAUUGAACCUAUCCAUGGACACAUGGAGAAUGACAGAAGAAAAUUUGCUGCUUGUUGCAUUCCAAGUUGUGAAAAAGAAGCUCUUGCAGUGGCAGCAGCCAUGGAGAAGGGUACCACUCACCCCAUUGGAAGAGCUGUUGUGGAUCACAGUGUAGGGAAAGACCUUCCUUCUUUUUCUGUUGAAAGUUUUGAGAAUUUACCUGGUAGAGGUCUUUUUGCAACAUUAUCUAGCAUUGAGCCAGGACUUGGAGGGGGUGAACCGUUGAAAGCUUCACUUGGUUCUGUAGAGUUCAUCACUUCACUUUUUAACUCUGAAGAUGAAUCAAAAAAGAUUGUGGAAGCAGUGAUCUCAUCUUCUCAUGGAAGUGAUUUUGUUCAUGCUGCUCUGGCCAUUAACAAUAAAAAGGUAACACUGUUUCAUUUAGAGGAUAAGCUUCGACCUGGGGCUAUGGAUGUCAUUCUGGCAUUACAAAAUCAAGCAAAGCUCCAAGUAAUCAUGUUAACCGGCGACCAUGAGUCCAGCGCGUGGAGAGUUGCAAAUGCCAUUGGUAUUAAUGAGGUUUAUUGCAACUUGAAGCCUGAGGAUAAGCUCAGUCAUGUAACUAGUAUCUCAAAAGAUACAGGGGGAGGUCUUAUUAUGGUGGGUGACGGUAUCAAUGAUGCACCAGCACUUGCUGCUGCAACUGUCGGUGCUGUGCUAGCCCAGCGUGCUAGCGCAACUGCUAUUGCUGUGGCAGAUGUGUUGUUGCUUCAGGACAAUAUUUCUGGUCUUCCAUUUUGUUUUGCUAAAUCUCUUCAAACAACUUCCCUGGUCAAACAAAAUGUUGCCCUGGCUUUAUCUAGCAUUGUUUUGGCCUCUCUUACAUCUGUUUUGGGUUUUCUUCCACUUUGGUUAACGGUUCUUUUACAUGAAGGUGGAACUCUUCUUGUUUGUCUCAAUUCUAUCCGGGCACUAAAUAACCCAACAUUGUCAUGGACGCAAAAUCUUUUGGACAUGGUUGCUAAACUCCAAUCGAUUAUUAUGGUUCUAAGGAGCCAUGGCACCCGCCCAGGUACAAUUCAGGCUGCACCACUUUAGCCAGAACCAUCUUUUCAUAGCCCUUUAAGGUGAUUUCAUUGUGCUCAAGCAGAGUGCUAAUUUUUUUUUAAUACUGUAUAUAUGAUGGAAAGAAAAGAAAAGAAAAAAAAAAAAGUUAGUGUCUAGUGUACAUUUGCAUGUCUAUUCACGAAUAACCAUUUUCUCGGAGUCGCAGAAAAUGAGCUUGAUAAAGUUCAUGUAAUGUAGGGCAUACUGUUUUUAUUGAUAUUUAUUUCUUCCGGUAUGUAUUUUUCA